UACCCAGCUGUCAGCUGAGCCCCAAGCGGCGGGGCGCACCCGGGUUUGUUUGCCAAGCCCGAGUGUUGGAGCUUCCUGGACCCUCCUGCCCUGGAAGGGAGGGGGUCGGUGCCGCAGCAGGCCAGGUGGCAUUUCCGGCGGAGAAGGGACAGAAUCCCAGGGUGCCCAUCCCACGCAGGUCCACUGCCUCAGUUCCUCAGGUCUCACGGCACUCUCCUCGUCUCAGGCCCGGAGGCAGUCCAGUGGGGGUCACUGGGCAAGGGGCAGAGCCGGGCGGGGCGGUGCACAGCCAGCAGAGGAACGACAGGACGCCGGGUACUCCCUCCCUCACCCACCGCCCCCCACCCGCACCCAGGCCCGAUGCAGAUAUGGAAGGGCGUCGCUGGCCCUAGGGCAGGGAGGUAGCUGCCCCCAGUGGAAAGAGGCGCUCGGACCCCGAGCACCCAGGGCAGGGCCCGGACCUCCUGACCCCGCCCCCGGGGAGGCCAUCUCAUUUUCAUGGCCCCGCCCGAGAGCGGCCAUUGGUAGCUGCGGCGGGAGGCCGGGCCUGAGUGGCUGCGGGGCUGUGGGGCGGCGGGGGCGGUGCGGUGCGGAGCAGGGCGCCGGGGAGGUAGCUGCAGCCGCCGCGGGACAGUUUCGGCUUAGGGUCUGGGUCUGGCUCCGAGGGCGCGGGGAGCAGGGUGUCCUGGGGCGCGGCGGCUGCAGCGGGAGCGUACUGAGCGCCCGCCAGCCCGCCUGUCAUGUCCAGGAAAAAGACCCCCAAGAGCAAGGGGGGUAGCGCGCCCGCUACCUCCGCACUGCCCGCCACCCACGGGUCCCGGCCCGUGCGCCCCGGGACUGCGCGCCCUGGCCCCGACGCACCUCCCAACGGGCCCCCGCAGCCCGGCCGGUCUUCGCUUGGCGGCGGCGGCGACUUCUACGACGUCGCCUUCAAGGUCAUGCUGGUGGGAGACUCAGGCGUGGGGAAGACCUGCUUACUUGUGCGCUUUAAGGAUGGGGCUUUCCUGGCAGGGACCUUCAUCUCCACUGUGGGCAUCGACUUCCGGGUAAGAGUGGAGGCUGAUGUCCCGAGCACUAACUGGGCCCAACUGGGCCCAGCCCAUGCCCUGGGCCCCCAACACCAGCUAAUAGCUGCUCAGAACACCCCUGGGCAGCUGGUUCUCCAUUAUCUCUGUGGCACUGACAGGCUCAUGAGGUGGAGCUCCUGGCUGGACCACCUGGCUCCCACGGUCAAGGUGGUUGAGGUGGGAUGCCUUAACCACCAAACUGCCUGCCUCCCGACAUCUCAAGGUCCUGGAGAGAGGUGGUGGCUGUAUACAAUCGAAGCAGAGUGGUACCCCUGUGCCUGGGGUUGGCACAACCCUGGGGGCUGUAUCUUGUGCAUUGGGGGCGGUGGAUGCUGGUGUCCCCAUGGGAACUCAAGACCCGUGUCCACUCAGGAGGCCAGCAUCGCUGCCCGACUGUACAGAGGGGCCCUGAGGUGCCAGGUGGCCUGCCCAGUCCGUACCAGACAGAUGGCUGUGGCACUGAAGCACACACCCGGUCUCAGAGCCAGGGAGAAGUCCCUGCCCUUGGGUUAGGAGGCUUACGGGAAAUGUUCCCACCUGGCUGCUUUCCCUGGCGGAGCCCCCUCACCACCUCACCCCCGGCUAGAGGGCUAUGUCCUGGGGUCCUUCUGGGGGAGGCCCCUGUACUCUUGACUCCCCAAGAGCCCUCCAGCACCCCAAGCAGCCUGUGGGGUCACAGGGGAAUGAUGGGGGCCACAGCCUUAGGCCUGCAGGGCUCAGGCAUCAGUCUAAAUUCCACGUGCUGAGGUGAUGUGUUCUCAGCAAAUCCCAAAUUUGCAUUUUUCUCACCCUUUAAUUAGACCCAGUCAGCAGAAAGCUGGCAGGGAGGCCCCUUCUGGGGACUGGGAAGGGGGGGCUCCCUCCAGUCUGGGGAGCCAUUCUCUACCCUGUCUGUGGGGGCAGAGCCCCUCAAGUCCUCUGGGAUGAAGUAAGGGUUGAGGUGACAGAAGGGGGAGGUUUAGGCCCAGUCCUCUGCCUGUUCUGGCCUCACCUCCCCCCUUCUCACCUCCCUCUUGGCUCUGGGGCAGGUGGUGAGGCUGUGUGGUUCGCACCCCUGUUCAGGGUGCCAGGGAAGGCGGGAUGUCCUCCCCAGGCUCCCUGCAGCGGGGCAGAUGGCUGCACCCAGUUCCCUGGAGACCCAGAAGCACCCUGACAGCAGGCACUGGGUGAAGAGGGAGGUGGUGCUGUUUCCACCGCCCGGGGCCUCAGCUGCUGGUUAGCAGCUCCUGUCCCCACCCCAGCAGAUAGGAACCGGAGUUGAGCCACUCCCUGCUCUAGUCCUGAACUGGGAGGGCCUGGCUAGGGAGCAUCAUCAGCCAGCAAGCAAGCACAUAAUGAGCACCCACUGUGUACCAGGCCAAGUUCUGGGCUCUGUGCUUACUGCAUGGAGCCCUAUCCUCAGGCAGCUGCCGUCGGAGCGGGAAGAGAGGCUUUCAAAUUACAACAAACGCUUUAGCUCGUACCAGGCCAGACUCAUUUCUCAGUGCUUUGCAUAUAGUAGCUCAUAAAGUAAUCGGGGCAGCCAUGUGAUGAGCACCCGGGCUACCCCCAUUUGUGGCUGGGGAAACUGAGGCACAGUGUUAGUAAUGGGCCUGGGGUCACACGGUGGGUGACUUCAAGUAAGUCCUGCAAGUGGCUCUGAGCAAAAGGAGCAGUGUGUGCAGAGCUGUGAGAAGUGCUGGUGGCCUAGGAGAGGGGGCUGGAGCAGGGCCUUGAGACCUAGGAGCAGAGUGCAGGGAGGAGGCGUGCAGUGUGAAGCUGAACAGGCAAGUAGGCUCGGGGAAGCCACCGGGGCUGGACACCAGGGGGAGGAGGUCAGCUGGGGUAAAGGAGAGAGAGGGGACGGGCUGGGUGCAGAGCAACAGGACUCAGUGAGUGACUGGGGUGGGUGGUGACCGGGGGCCCUCCAGGGCAGGGAGCUGGUGGGGCUGUGUGUCAGCCCUCCAGGAUGGGCAGAGGAAGAACCACCUGGCCCAGAAUGGACACAGCUGGCCAUGGAGGGCGGCAACCUUCCAGUCCAUCAGGACAGCCAGCUGAGCGGGGGCAGCCUGGGCACCCUCUGUGCACGGGUCACCAGGAGGGGCUCAGCAGCAGGAGGUGUAGGAGGUAUGGGGGAGAGCUGGGUGGACACCAGGACUUGGAUUCAAGGGGAAGCUUUAUCUGUAGGUAGAGGGCAGUGAGGUAGUCGGACGAGAACAAGGUGUGCCCUGGAGGCAGAGCCAGCUGAGGCCCGGGAUAAUGAAUUCAGGGACACACCGGGGGCCCCUCAGUCCCAGGCUCAGUCCUGGCCUGGCACUGCCUGCCUCUCCCCCCCCAUCCACCGCCUCCCCCCCACCCCCGCCGGAGGGUGGCACCGGUCUAGCUGCUGCCUAGGAUGGUGCACUCGGCCCUGGGCCCUCCUUGGAGCU
This is a messenger RNA of Balaenoptera musculus (blue whale), 3475 nucleotides long. RefSeq names its product RAB26, member RAS oncogene family (gene RAB26). The record is from RefSeq and is a predicted model, not a curated record. The coding region runs from base 741 to 1580 and encodes 279 amino acids. Lineage: Eukaryota; Metazoa; Chordata; Mammalia; Artiodactyla; Balaenopteridae. The transcript has 2 exons. Gene Ontology annotation, molecular function: GTP binding; GTPase activity. Gene Ontology annotation, cellular component: Golgi apparatus; endosome.